GUUUCCACAGCAAGCCGGACUAUGUCCUGUAAACUCCAGUCCCCUGGCCGGGCAGCGCCAGCAAAGGGACAGGUGUCCUGCCAUCAGUGCACCUGUGUGUGGGGGUCAGAGGAGAGGAGGGUGCGAGGCCAGCGAGGGGCAAAGACCCUUCGCAGGUCCAUGUGAUGCUGCAUGUCUGCUUGUCCUGUCCCCUGGGAGUGAUGCUGUUUUGGCACAACCAGCCGGAGCACCUGUGGCCCAGCCCUGGGGAACUGUACUCUGGGCCUCCAAGUAGCCUGCUCAGGGAGUCCCUGCCCUUGCCCUACCUGAAGCAGGAGGAGCUGCCCAGCAUCCCCAGCACGGAGCCUCCCAGCCCCACAUUCCAGUAUGUGCUCUGUGCAGCCACCUCCCCAGCCGUGAAGCAGCAGGAGGAGGCCCUCACCUACCUGAACCAGGGCCAGUCCUACGAGGUACAGAUGCUCUGCACCUCCAAGAGCGGUGAUGCCAGCCAGGGGCCCCGGCUGCUGAAGAGUGUGGCGCGGGUGGUGUUCCACGACCGGCGCCUGCAGUACACGGAGCAGCAGCAGCUGGAUGGGUGGAGAUGGAGCCGGCCCGGGGACCGCAUCCUCGACAUCGAUGUGCCGCUGUCCGUGGGGCUGAUAGAACCUCAGGCGCCGCCCUCACAGCUCAACGCGGUGGAGUUUCACUGGGACCCGGCCAAGAGGACCUCCCUCUUCCUGCAGGUUCACUGCAUCAGCACCGAGUUCACGCCUCGGAAGAAAGGUGGAGAGAAAGGUGUCCCCUUCCGCCUCCAGAUUGACACUUUCAAGCCCAGUGACAAGGAGCUUCCACCUGAACACCUGCAUUCAGCUGGCUGCCUCAUCAAGGUGUUCAAGCCCAAAGGAGCUGACCGCAAACUGAAAACUGACCGGGAGAAGAUCGAGAAGCAGCCCCUGCACGAGAGACACAAGUAUCAGACUGCCUGUGAGAGCACAGUCUUCGUGGAGUGUUCCCCAUGGCCAGAGCCCAGUGCAGGACCCUACCAGGCUCUCAGCCCUCUGGCUCUGACCUCCCCCCACUCCUGCAAGCUCCUGUCCCCGGAGAGGUUCUGCUGUUCACCCCCAUUCAUUCUGGACACCUUGGGGGGCAGCCCAGCUGAGGAUCUGAACCCCGGAGCUUCCGUCCUGGAGACGCAGCAGUGGUUACACUGGCACAGGUUCUCCAGCUACUGCCGGACUCUAGCCAAUUUCACUGGCACUGAUCUGAUGAAGCUUUCCCGGCAGGACCUGAUCCAGAUCUGCGGGGCUGCCGACGGGAUCCGCCUUUUCAAUACCCUCAGAGCCAGGCCCAUCCGACACCGGCUGACUUUGUAUGUGGCUCAGGAGACCUCUAGGCAAGACAAUGAGGUUUCUAAGAACCCUGACUCAGGUGAGGUUCCGGACUCUCUCUCCAGAAGAAAUUCAGGCUUUUAUCAAGAGAUUUCUCUGGAUGAACUCAGCGCCAUAGAGCUGAUGGGGAAACUGGCAGAGCUCUUAGCACUCCCGGCCAAUCAGAUCCAUCGUCUCUUCCACCAGGGCCCUGGGGGGAUUCUCAUUCUCCUCAGCGACCAGGUGGUUCAGAAUCUUAAGGAUGAAUCAUACUUUGUGGCUGUGGUGAAGAAAGUGCAGAAUCCAGAUGGCUACUACCUGGUUCUGACCUAGGCCCAGGGGCGCCCUGCAGCAGCAGACGGACACCAGCCUGGUUCUCCGGGGCCAAGUUAACCAGGCUCCAGUCCAGGUGAAGAGCCAAACCACCC
Messenger RNA from Phyllostomus discolor (pale spear-nosed bat), 1774 nucleotides. RefSeq names its product transcription factor CP2-like protein 1. The transcript is spliced from 16 exons. Gene Ontology annotation, cellular component: nucleus. Gene Ontology annotation, biological process: regulation of transcription by RNA polymerase II. The record is from RefSeq and is a predicted model, not a curated record. Lineage: Eukaryota; Metazoa; Chordata; Mammalia; Chiroptera; Phyllostomidae. The coding region runs from base 165 to 1679 and encodes 504 amino acids. Gene Ontology annotation, molecular function: RNA polymerase II cis-regulatory region sequence-specific DNA binding; DNA-binding transcription activator activity, RNA polymerase II-specific.